UGGUGGCCUCCAGCCUCUGAAUUAUCUCAGUGUACCAUGUACCGCAUGUGGCAGGUCAGACCUGGUGCACAGGCGCGCAUCAACGCACGAAGAGCGGAGAAUGGGGAUCUGUUGAAGCUAGACGAAGAAUUGGGAUGGUCCCAGUCUGGGUCGCGGAGGAGUCUCUUAAGGAACAUUUAGAUACUGACACCAAGGGAAUCCGAGUGCCCACCCCCACGCCAUGUGGGCCCCCAGGAACCCGGCUCCGCCACCCCAGCUGCCCCGUGGCCCUGGCCUCAGCCCUGGCCGGGAGGAGAUUCUGCGGACUUACAGGGAUUGGUUUCGCCACUGAGCCUGCAGGCCUCUGCCAGCCACCACCCUCACCCCCCUAGGCGUCCUCGGCAGGUCCCAAUCCCGGCUCCAACGGUGCUUUCUCCCCAGCGGCAGCUAUGCUGCACACCGAGGGCCACGCUCUUCUUCGGGCCGUGGGUCAGGGUAAGCUACGCUUGGCCCGUUUGCUUCUGGAGGGGGGCGCCUACGUGAAUGAGGGUGAUGCUCAAGGGGAGACUGCGCUAAUGGCGGCCUGUCGGGCCCGGUACGACGACCCCCAGAACAAGGCACGCAUGGUACGCUACCUUCUGGAGCAAGGCGCGGACCCCAACAUCGCAGAUCGCCUAGGGCGCACGGCGCUCAUGCACGCUUGCGCAGGCGGCGGGGGCGCCGCGGUGGCCUCCCUGCUCCUUGCCCAUGGCGCGGACCCCUCAGUCCGAGAUCACGCCGGCGCCUCGGCACUUGUCCACGCCCUGGACCGCGGGGAUCGCGAGACCCUUGCCACGCUGCUGGACGCCUGCAAGGCCAAGGGCACGGAGGUCAUCAUCAUUACCACUGACACCUCGCCCUCCGGCACCAAGAAGACACGCCAGUAUCUCAAUUCCCCACCGUCCCCGGGGGUGGAGGACCCCGCUCCCACUCCUUCUAGCCCGGGGGUCUGCACAUCGCCUUCGGAAAUCCAACUGCAGACUGCAGGAGUGGGAGGACGAGGAUUGUUAUCCCCUCGCGCCCAGGAAGAAGAGGAAAAGAGGGACGUAUUUGAAUUCCCUCUUCCUAAGCCCCCCGAUGACCCCUCCCCUUCCGAGCCACUCCCAAAACCACCCCGCCAUCCUCCAAAACCCCUCAAAAGGCUCAACUCCGAGCCCUGGGGCCUAGUGGCCCCUCCUCAACCGCUCCCGCCUGCAGAAGGGAGGCCGGGGGUCGAGCGCCUGACCGCCGAAUUCAACGGCCUGACCCUGACAGGUCGACCGCGUCUUUCCCGACGUCACAGCACCGAAGGCCCAGAGGACCCGCCCCCGUGGGCGGAGAAAGUGACGGGUGGGGGUCCUCUCUCUCGCAGAAACACAGCGCCGGAAGCUCAGGAGUCUGGCCCCUCUUCAGGGCUGAGGCAGAAACUGAGCCGCAUGGAGUCGGUGGAGCUCGAUACUCCCGGAAAUCUUUGCCCCGACUCGCCCGAGUGCAGCCGCCCGUCCCUGGAGCGCCGCAGAUACAGCGCCUCCCCGCUGACCCUCCCUCCAGCCGGCUCGGUUUCCUCCCCGCGCCAGUCCCAGGAGAGUCUUCCUGGGGCUGUAUCUCCGCUGAGCGGGCGGAGGCGGAGUCCCGGGUUGCUGGAGCGGAGGGGCUCGGGGACGUUGCUUCUGGACCACAUCGCGCAAACGCGGCCAGGUUUCCUGCCCCCGCUCAAUGUCAGCCCCCAUCCUCCCAUCCCCGACAUUCGCCCCCAACCCGGAGGUCGGGCGCCUUCGCUGCCCGCUCCUCCCCAGGCGGGGGCGCCAGGCUCUCCCAGGACCAAGCGCAAGUUGGUGAGACGCCACUCCAUGCAGACUGAGCAGAUCCGCCUGCUAGGGGGAUUCCAGAGUCUAGGCGGGCCAGGGGAGCCUGGGCGCUGAGAGGAGUGAGAGGAGCCAAGGCGGGUGGGGAUCAGGACCUUGGGACGGGUGGAAAAACCAGUUCACACACACACACUAUGGAUAUAGAGGUCUCUUGCAUGUGCUCAUGGGCACGAGGCACACAUACAUGGGUAAACAUGUGUCCACAAGCACAGUACUCGUAUUUGCAGGGAAGGGUAAGUACUCUAUUUAUUGGGCAUAUAGACUCAUGCAUUCAUGCCCUCGUCACUUCACAGUGCAUAUGGGAAUUUCUCGUGCCCAUGGGCACAGCACACACAGGACCACUUGUGCUAGGGCCCCCAAAGGGUCCCAAACUCAACUUGCAUUUGUUCAGAAGCAUUAGGGAGCCCCUACUUAUGGGUAAUCUCCAAUCUCUUUGCCCUCCUGCAAUAGUAAUCCCUUGCUUUCCAUGUAUGCCCUGCAACACAGCCUGCUCAUGAUUUUGGACAUGCUACCGUCUUCGUGAAUAUCCCACCCCAUUCUGCAGGUCUUGCUUUUCAAUCCAGGCCUGGCUCCUUGUUCACACCCUGCUUCUAGCCCUAAACACUCUUCAGGAUAGCUUCUUUACUCCCCUUGGGAAUAUCCUGCAGCAAUCCCCAGCCUCAGUUCUGCUGCUGCCCUUCCUGCUCUCAGCUUUACUUCUCAGCUUCCAGCUUUUUCUUCCCACCCCAUACCCCUAACCAAUACACCAGGUUGUUUCAUUUUCCCAGGAGGUGGGUCAUGGGCUCUAAGCUGCUCUUCUGUCCAUCUGAGCUUAUGAACACCCCCACAGGUUGACAUGGGGAGUAACCUUAAAUCAUUCCU
Molecule: messenger RNA, 2723 nt
Organism: Dama dama (fallow deer)
Lineage: Eukaryota; Metazoa; Chordata; Mammalia; Artiodactyla; Cervidae
Gene: ANKRD34A
Product: ankyrin repeat domain 34A
Exons: 4
Coding region: 429-1919 (496 amino acids)
Molecular function (GO): protein binding
Source: RefSeq, a predicted model, not a curated record